AUGGAGAAGAGAGUUUGGCGCAAGAUCGAUAUGUAUGUUGUGCCCGUUGUCGCCAUGUUCUACCUUUUAUCUUUUCUGGAUCGGACAAACGUAGCCAAUGCUCGGGUUGCAGGUUUGCAAACAGACCUCAAAAUGAGUAACAAGGAGUACAGUAUUGCGUUGACUGUCACCUACGUACCAUAUAUUGUCGCUGAACUACCCUCAAACCUCAUGCUCAAGGCUGUAGGACCCAAUUUAAUGCUUCCGACGAUGUUGACCCUCUGGGGUGUUGUGACUACACUCCAAGGUGUCGUCAAGACAUAUUCGGGUCUUCUCGCGUGUCGAUUUUUUCUCGGUUUGCUUGAGGGCGGCGUUUUUCCGGGACUCGUGCUCUACCUCUCGUACUUUUAUCCUCGAUACAAAAUGAACUUACGAGUUUCCAUGUUCUUCUCUGCUGCCUCACUUUCCGGUGCCUUUUCCGGCAUACUGGCGUUCGGUAUCAUUAACAUGGAUGGUAUCGGAAAUCGCCCAGGUUGGGCUUGGAUUUUCAUCCUCGAAGGCUUGUUCACAGUCUUGUUCGGUGCAUCUUCUUAUUUCACCCUUCCGCGAUCUGUCGAUACGGCGUGGUUCUUCAAUGCCGAAGAAAAGAGCUACGUGAAUGCAAAAUUAUUGGAAGACAAUACGCAGAAGGACGAAGAAAGGUUUACCUGGAAAGAAGUUGUAGAGGCUACCAAGCUUCCCCAGGUUUGGUUCCUAGCUAUCGCAUUUUUCCUCGAUGGUGUUGUGCUAUAUUCAUUGGCAUACUUUUCUCCAUCAAUUAUCCAAGGGCUGGGAUUUACUGCAGCAAGAGCACAGUUGAUGAGUGUACCACCCUUCGCAGUGGGAUUUGUCGUUGCAAUGAUUUCAUCUUGGCUUUCUGAUCGCUACCGAUGUCGUGGAAUCGUUGUCAUCGUCUCCUCUAUCUUCUGUGUCAUUGGUUUUGCCAUGUUCCUAGGCUCAAAAUCGCAUCAUGUUCAAUAUGGAUCUCUCUUCUUCUCAAUACCUGGAACAUACACUACUGCGCCUACACUCUCCGCCUGGAGUUCAAACAACGCAGCUCCGCAGACACGCCGUGCAACCGCGAUUGCAAUUGGCUUCAUCAUGACCAAUUCUGGCGGCAUUCUUGCUACGUGGCUUCUAGGCUCACUUAGUCCUGCACCUGAAUACACCUCCGCCACAAUAACAUUACUAGUUUUCAGUGCAGUGAUGGCUUUAUUCGGAGGUGUGAAUCUCUUUUACCUGUGGAACCAGAACAAGAAGAAAGCGGAAAUCAGGAGGACUUUGACACGGGAGCAUGAAAAAUCUGGACUAGGGGAUCGUAGUGCUUGGUUCAUUUACAAUCUAUGA
Molecule: messenger RNA, 1365 nt
Organism: Lentinula edodes (shiitake mushroom)
Lineage: Eukaryota; Fungi; Basidiomycota; Agaricomycetes; Agaricales; Omphalotaceae
Product: major facilitator superfamily domain-containing protein
Exons: 6
Coding region: 1-1365 (454 amino acids)
Biological process (GO): transmembrane transport
Cellular component (GO): membrane
Molecular function (GO): transmembrane transporter activity
Source: RefSeq, a predicted model, not a curated record